UGCUGGCCGGAGACUGAAAUUGUAUCGGAGACUGAAAAUGAUGACACGGCACUCUAUGCCAUCACCCUCAUACUCGCAUCUCAAGUCGUCAACCCCUCACGCGUGUGUUUAGAAACGCAGUCAAGUUUUUCAGCCAUUUAGUCACCGGCUCUGUGGUCCACUGUACGUAUAACCUUCGGUUCUAUGCCAUUUCGGAGCAAUUCAGGCUGGUUACAGGAGCAAUUAUUAUAACCGGUUGACGAAUGGAACCUACUACUGUACGGGACUCAGCAAACGACUCACAGUCAGUGCCGCAGCAGCCGAACCCGCAAUCUGCAAAGCCGUCCUCGAGAAAGACACGGCAGAAGAAACAAACAAACUCUUCGGAAUCUUCACGCCCCGCGCCGAACUCAUCUAACUCCCGCCGACCACCAGGCCGUCGGAGCAAUAAUAACGCUACUAGUACAGUUGAAAAUCCUCAAACAACGAGUGCUGCAGCUCGGCCUGCUACUGAGCCGCAUCAACAAGACGCUGCGCGUUUUCGAGGCAUACCGAUCCCUUCCUAUCCAGCUCCCCUUCAUUACAUGAUGAAUCACAAUUACCACCCCAUAAAUCCAUCCCCUUUCACCCAACAACACCCUUCCGGGGGCUACGCCCCAACCAGCUCUGUUAAUGGCGCCACUGGCCCUGGUAUGCCUAGCCACUCCUCUUCUCAGUAUUAUCCUAUGCACCCGACAUAUCCCCCCGCUCCACAUGGCUAUGCACCGUAUUAUCCUCAACAAAUGAUGAUGUACGGUGCACCCCGCUCCACUACGUCAGUGCCAGAACAGCCACCCAGCGCACCGUCACCCGUACCAGCCUCCGCCCCUGCGGCAAUUGGUAAGCGGAAAAGAAAGUUGGAGCCCUCGCGUAGCAAGGUGACCGUGGAGAAGGAUUCGGAUCAAGAAGGUCCGUCGGGAAGUGAUGUUCCAGCAAAACGAAGCACUCCCACUGCUACGACGCCGACUGCGUCUGAUUCGAAGAAGCGUACAAAAACACAAAGGGCUUGUGAUAGCUGCAGAAGUCGCAAAAUAAGAUGCGACGUUCUUACGGACUCAGAACCACCACUAUGUCAGCACUGCAAACAAUAUGGGUUUGAGUGCACAUUCUUCCUGCCUAUAACAGAAACACGUUUCAAAAAGAAAAAAAUGGAAGAAGAGGCCGCAGAAAAAGAAAAGGAGAAGUCCACGGACACUCGACGAAAUACGUUGUCUCCUCAAGCUGAAUCUGGGGAUCGAAGGGUUUUCGGACCGACGGCUGCUGUACAUCUUCUGCAUUCACAACCUAUAAUUUCUUCCCGGAUAUACGAGUCUUAUGACCAACGUUAUCACCACACUUGGGAAGUAUCAAAAAACGGCGACGGUGUAAUUUCCGUCCAAAAUGUUCCAGAGGACGAGAAGCAAGUUUCGCAUCCAAAGCCCAUCGAUUUGCGACUCGAACCUGAAGUCCUCCAAAACCUCCUUAAUGCUUAUUUCAAAGAGAUUGCUCCUCUCUUGCCUGUUGUAUCGCAAGAAGAAUUCUUGGCGAAUCCUUCCCCUUCCCCCAUCCUCUUGUACUCGAUGUGUCUGGUUGCUGCUGCAAGGAGGGAGGUGCCGCAGAGUGUCUUUGACUCCAUUCGAUAUGCGGUUAAUGGCGUGAUCAAGGCUGAAGAUGUUUUGUCUACGGCCUCUAUCGCGAACGUGCAAGCCUUGCUUAUUCUUAGUAUGAUGGGUGAUAGCCAUUCUCAAUUCGUUCCGAAUGCUCUUUCGGCACUCUGGAUUCGGUUGGGUACGGCGAUACGGAUGGCUCAAGACUUGGGGCUUCACCGAGCAGAGUCGGUCAAACAGAGCGUCGAACUGCGAAGACGUUUGUGGGGUGCAUGUGUCAUAUGUGACAGAUGGACGAGUUUGACGUAUGGUCACCCGUACAUGAUUGAUGUGCAAGACUGCGAUGCUAGGCUUCCCUCAUCUGGCGAUCCCAAUGAUUUAUACAUGGACGAGCUCGUCAGGUUGAGCGUAAUACUGGGAAGGGUGCUCAAGACCAUUUACAGCCCGUCUGGCCUGAUGUUCACCACGGAUGAUAUGCUGUAUAGCCUACUGUCCGACCUUGAGUCGUGGAAGAAAAACCUCCCAGGGAACCUACAGUAUUGCGGUCCUGACACACCUCAAGAUGCCGGGCUCUUGCACCUCCUCUACUGCUCGGUGUGCAUGAUUUUCUGGCGGGUCUUCAUGCGCAUAUCCUAUGCUUGCCCUGCACAUCUGAAAUUCGGGUUAACCGUCGAGACAUGGACUUCUUUAGUUCGACUGACCGGCGAAUCGAUCGAUUGGCUCGAUACUCACGAACGAAUGUAUGACGUUUGGCUACUAGUCCCUUACGCGGCAACGUCCUGCGCACUUGUCCAGUACCAUACAUGGGCAAGGCGGCAAGAUGCUGAAGCGGCCACUAAGCUUAGAAAGCUUCGAGAUUGCGUUCGAAGAUGGGAAGGUUCAAUCUCUCCUGACCACAUGUCUGCCCGACGAAAGACAGCCGAGAUUAUUGCUCUUCUGUAUGAGGCCACUCAGGGUCCACCCCUCCCUCUUGAUCAACCACCUCUGCUGAAUCCCACGGGCGGCGUAAAGGGCAAACGGGCUUUGAGUGGUCUGGAGUAUAAGAAAGAUCCUUCGCGUCCUGGUGGAGGUUUCUUCGUUGCGCAUGGUGAGGCUCGCAAUUAUGAGGAUCUACCUCGGGGCACAAUUGUGACGUCAUCUGAUGAUGAAGUAGAAGCAGAGGCCACUGAGAAUUCGCAGCGUGGCGGCUCAUCGAUGGUCACUAUAACGCCACUUCCGUCUGCGCGUGGUGAUGGGACUAGCUUCCCUAAUAUGAACCCUGCUUUGAAUGGUGUCAAGAGCGACACGCCUAGUAGCGUGCAAGUCCUUAACGUGCUUGACGUUCCGCAGGCAUCGAAUACGCUGGAGCAAUUCGCGAUGGCUGAUGUUGGCCUCCUAGAGGGCAUCCCUGGAGGUAUGUUUGACUGGGGUCAAUGGGACUCGUUCUUCUCUCGGUUCAAUCCAUCUGUCGCUGGUGUUGAAAAUGCGGGGGGACAACGACAAACAGGAGUAAACGCACCAUCGAUGGUUCAGUCUGGUCAAUUGCAGCCCCAACAGACUCAUAGUUAGCAUGGACACGACAUGCCUCGUGCCAAUUAUUAUUCGGUUCCGAAGUAUGCAGAAGCUUUUUAUUAUACUUUGAUGGACUCUUCGUCUUUUACUUGUUUUUCGUUCGCUAAUUAAGCUAGCGUGUGUUUUUGUAAUCUGUAAAAACCUGCGAACAUUGGCAUGUCAUACAUACGCCACACUAUAUCUAUUAUGAUAACAUGAAUGCGAUGGCUUUUUUAUAUAUUGAUGUUGAAUAGACCC
This is a messenger RNA of Suillus subaureus, 3392 nucleotides long. RefSeq names its product fungal-specific transcription factor domain-containing protein. The transcript is spliced from 13 exons. The coding region runs from base 243 to 3152 and encodes 969 amino acids. Gene Ontology annotation, molecular function: DNA binding; DNA-binding transcription factor activity, RNA polymerase II-specific; zinc ion binding. NCBI's taxonomy places the organism in Eukaryota, Fungi, Basidiomycota, Agaricomycetes, Boletales, Suillaceae. Gene Ontology annotation, biological process: DNA-templated transcription. The record is from RefSeq and is a predicted model, not a curated record. Gene Ontology annotation, cellular component: nucleus.